Messenger RNA from Linum tenue, 1689 nucleotides. The record is from the annotation of a GenBank genome assembly. NCBI's taxonomy places the organism in Eukaryota, Viridiplantae, Streptophyta, Magnoliopsida, Malpighiales, Linaceae.
GUACAAGGGAUAUGCAUCAUAUAUGCUUUUAUAUUUUCUACGCUUAUGUUCUUGUCAGCUAAAGCGAAAGGCAAGAGAGCUCGAGAGGUUUCGACGGAGAGAGCGAAAGCGAAGCGGGAACCGUCCACCGGAUCUAUUGUUGCCACCGUCGCUACGCGCCUCUUCCGGCGGUCAUUGAAGCAGAUUAGCAGUGCAGGGGGGAAAAAAGAUCUAGAAAUAAGCAAAAGCCAAAUAGCUCGGACUCUUUCUCCCUUGUGUACCUUCGUCGUUUUCGAAUCUCCGUUCGACAGCGGGACAAAUCCACAUUCUGAUAACCGCAUCGAACCUCGAAAGGCGUUCUUCACACCCUUAGGGUAUAAUAUACGGUUUGUUUGUGAGACAUGUCUUCUGCUCAAGAUCCCUUUUAUAUCGUGAAAGAGGAGAUUCAGGACUCUAUUGAUAAGUUGCUAUCAACGUUUCAACAAUGGGAACGGCUUUCUUCUAAUGCUGGAGAGCAAGCGAGCCUCACAAAGGAGCUUCUCGCUAAUAGUGAGAGCAUCGAGUGGAAGGUGGAUGAAUUGGACAAAGCAAUUUCUGUAGCAGCUCGAGAUCCUUCUUUGUAUGGCAUUGAUCAAGUGGAACUUGAGAGCCGAAGAAGAUGGACUAGCAGUGCCCGCACUCAGGUAGGUGAUGUGAAGAGGUCAGUGGUUGCUGGAAGAGAGGCUAUUGAGGGCGGAGCUACAAGCUUACAUGGGAUGCGCAGGGAGUUGAUGAGGCUGCAAAACUCUCAACAUACAGCUGGAUCCAACCAGUACAUUGACGACAAUGAUAAUUUUAUACAAUCUGAAUCAGAUAGACAGUUGCUUCUUAUUAAGUAUAGAGUUCUUUUCCCUUGCUUUAGAAUUUUGUUUAUUUGACUUUCUCUUACUAGACUCUGGUUAUUUUCGUAAUUCAUUAGGUUUCAGGAUUUGAUGGGUGCUUACUGACCCUAUUCUUUCACUGUCUUGCCAUAAAGGCAGCAAGAUGAAGAGCUGGAUGAACUGAGUGCUAGCGUUGAGAGAAUUGGUGGUGUCGGGCUUACCAUCCACGAAGAACUUCUUGCACAGGAAAAGAUCAUUGAUGAUCUAGGCAACGAAAUGGACAGCACAACUAACCGGCUCGAUUUUGUUCAGAAAAAGGUUGCGAUGGUCAUGAAGAAGGCUAGUGCUAAGGGCCAGUUGAUGAUGAUAUUGUUUUUGAUAAUUCUGUUCAUAAUCCUGUUUGUGCUGGUCUUCUUGACUUGAGUCGUAAAACCAGUUGGAAAGGAAUAUGAACGGGAUGAUGGGAGAUCAGUUUUGGAAUGACGAGGAAUGUAUGAAGAAGAAUUGAUAUGCAGGCACGUCCCGGAAACCUUGGCUAGGUUUUGCCCGAAGAGGAUGAAGGAUUUAGUAUGCCGGUAGAAUUUAGCAGCAGCAUUCUCGAAUUCACAUUACCUAUAUUAUAUUUGUGUCCCUUCGGUUAUAGAUAGAUGGUUUUGGUCUGAUUGGCACCGGGAGGAUGAGUCGUAGAAUAAAUACAUAGUUUGUUUGGUUUUGUUCUCUGUUCUGGAAUGGUCAAUUUGUGAUCUGGUAUCAAAAUCACAGUUCUUGCUAUAUUUGCUUUUUGCCAUAUGGUCACGUUGCUUUGUGGUCCUCGUAUCGAAGUGAAUGCUCCCCUUCUGAGUCAAGUCCG